AUGCGGCGCCAAAGAAAAAAAAAGAGGAGAAAAGGACAGAAUUGCAAACGUGUAUGUGGAGGGGCGCGCCGGGGGAAAUUGGGGCGCGGUAGAUAUAUAGGCGCCUCGAGCCCCACGCCCGAAGAACCCACGCCCGUGGGCGCAUUGUGGGCCGCAAAAUGGGACGACGCGACGCUCAAACCCUACACACAGCACUGCCGGGCCAAAUCGACCUACGACGCCAAAAUCUACAAGCUCAACGAAAUGUAUCCCGACCUGGAGGAGCAGGCGCCGCAGCUCAAGGUCUUUUACAACAAGCAGCUGUACGCCGGCUCGUGGGACGGCAUCGACGUGCACGGCGUCGGCCGCGAGCUCAUGAUGAUGAGCAUGAGCGACAUGCCGUAUAAAGUGCGCGAGUGGCUGAAGCGCGAGAGCCUGCAACGCCAUUUCAGCAUCCAGGACGACGUCGUCUUCUUUGCCCCCGGCGCCAUUUACCCUAUUUUGCCGCUGUGGGUCGAGGAGGAUGAGGACGUUACCAAAGAAUGUGAGGGUGUCUUUGACGGCCUGGAGAGCUAUGCCAAUGAGCCUGCGCAUGGAAAGGUAAUUGGCAAGGUUAGCCACAUGCAGACGGGGGACAAGGAGGUGAGAUUUACGGUGGAGGCGUUGCAGGUAAAGGCCAAAGGAGCAAAGGAGGAGCUAUAG
Molecule: messenger RNA, 681 nt
Organism: Exserohilum turcica Et28A
Lineage: Eukaryota; Fungi; Ascomycota; Dothideomycetes; Pleosporales; Pleosporaceae
Exons: 2
Coding region: 1-681 (226 amino acids)
Source: RefSeq, a predicted model, not a curated record